Lentinula edodes (shiitake mushroom) is the source of this 516-nucleotide messenger RNA. RefSeq lists its product as uncharacterized. Lineage: Eukaryota; Fungi; Basidiomycota; Agaricomycetes; Agaricales; Omphalotaceae. The record is from RefSeq and is a predicted model, not a curated record. The annotation marks the transcript as partial. The transcript has a single exon.
UUCAUGGACGACUGUUUCAGCAUAGCUCUGGAAGGGGACAUGGAAAUAUACGAACCAUAUGGCCUGACACUCCCUAGAGAGCAAGCUCGUCUACUACGACUCUGGGACUUUCUUGGGAUCCCACACAAACAAUCGAAACAAGUGUGGGGCGAAACUUUGACUAUUAUCGGCUUCAUGGUAGACCCCAAUGAGUUGACUGUCACCUUACCAGCCGAUAGAAAAGACAAACUAGUGGUUCAAGUCAGAAAGUUUGCCAUGUCAUGCCAAAGGACCCUGCAGGAGUGGCAACAAUUGACCGGGUGGAUCAAUUGGUCACUGAAUGUCUUCCCGCUAUUGCGUCCUGCACUAUCAAAUGUAUAUGAUAAGAUGAAGGGAAAAUCCAACCAAUCCGCUCAGAUUUUUGUGAAUAAGGCCGUACGUGAUGACCUCACAUGGUUCGCAGAACACGCCGAGACCUCGUCUGGUGUGUAUCUCUUUGCAAAUAUCGAUUGGGACCCUCUGGAAGAGUUCGACAUC